Messenger RNA from Erinaceus europaeus (western European hedgehog), 11169 nucleotides. RefSeq names its product cadherin related 23 (gene CDH23). Gene Ontology annotation, cellular component: catenin complex; plasma membrane. Gene Ontology annotation, biological process: homophilic cell-cell adhesion. The record is from RefSeq and is a predicted model, not a curated record. The transcript is spliced from 69 exons. The coding region runs from base 392 to 10450 and encodes 3352 amino acids. Gene Ontology annotation, molecular function: calcium ion binding; cadherin binding. NCBI's taxonomy places the organism in Eukaryota, Metazoa, Chordata, Mammalia, Eulipotyphla, Erinaceidae.
AGCGGCGGCGGCUGUGGCUCUGUAGAGGGGCGCGGGCUGCGGGCGCGAUGCUUCGCGAGGAGCCGCGUCCGACGGCUGCGGGGCUCUGAGCCGGGCGGGGCGGGGCCGCCGGGGCCGGGCAUGGAGCGGAGCGCCGGGACGCCGAGCCUCUGGACGUGAGGGGCGCGCCUGGUGCCGGCCCGCGGCGCACCUGAAGUUGCGGCCGGAGGCCAGUGGCGAGCGGACGGCCCAGUGGAGCCCGGAGCCGGCGGCGCGCCGCGGAUGAGCUUCCGAGCCGGCGGGGAGACUCGGAGGCGGCCGGCAAGCGAGCAGGCGGCCCUCGGGGGCCGAUUCGGCGGAGAGCGGAGCCCGAGGCGCAGCGCGGCGCAGCUCAGCACGAGCUCACGGAACCAUGAGGUGCCACGCUGACACUGGCUACCAUGCGUUCUGGCUGUUUGUGCUGAUCUCUGGAUGCUGGGGCCAGGUGAACCGACUGCCCUUCUUCACCAACCAUUUCUUUGACACAUAUCUGCUGAUCAGUGAGGACACACCUGUGGGUUCCUCUGUGACCCAGUUGCUGGCUCGAGACAUGGACAAUGACCCCCUGGUAUUUGGUGUGUCUGGGGAGGAGGCUUCCCGCUUCUUUGCUGUGGAGCCUGACACAGGUGUGGUAUGGCUGAGGCAGCCACUGGACAGAGAGACUAAAUCUGAGUUCACAGUGGAGUUCUCUGUCAGUGACCACCAAGGGGUGAUCACACGAAAGGUCAAUAUCCAGGUCGGGGACGUGAAUGACAAUGCACCCACGUUUCACAAUCAGCCCUACAGUGUCCGUAUCCCUGAGAACACACCGGUGGGGACACCCAUCUUCAUUGUGAACGCCACAGAUCCCGACCUGGGCGCAGGCGGCAGUGUCCUCUACUCCUUCCAGCCCCCCUCCCAGUUCUUCGCCAUUGACAGCGCCCGCGGUAUCGUGACGGUGACCCGAGAGUUGGACUACGAGACCACACAGGCCUACCAGCUCACCGUCAAUGCCACGGAUCAAGACAAGACCAGGCCCCUAUCCACCCUGGCCAACUUGGCCAUCAUCAUCACGGACGUGCAGGACAUGGACCCCGUCUUCAUCAACCUGCCUUACAGCACCAACAUCUAUGAGCACUCUCCUCCGGGUACCACUGUACGGAUUAUCACUGCCAUCGACCAGGACAAAGGACGUCCCCGGGGGAUUGGCUACACCAUCGUCUCAGGGAACACCAACAGCAUCUUCGCCCUGGACUAUAUCAGUGGAGCACUGACACUGAAUGGCCUGCUGGAUCGGGAGAACCCCCUGUACAGCCACGGCUUCAUCCUGACCGUGAAGGGCACUGAGCUGAAUGAUGACCGCACCCCCUCCGACGCCACAGUCACCACCACCUUCAACAUCCUAGUUAUUGACAUCAAUGACAAUGCACCUGAGUUCAACAGCUCCGAGUACAGUGUGGCCAUCACUGAGCUGGCUCAGGUUGGCUUUGCCCUGCCCCUCUUUAUCCAAGUGGUGGACAAGGAUGAGGGCCUGAACAGCAUGUUCGAGGUGUACCUGGUGGGAAACAACUCCCACCACUUCAUCAUCUCCCCCACGUCUGUCCAAGGGAAAGCAGACGUCCGCAUCCGGGUAGCCAUCCCCUUGGACUAUGAGACCGUGGACCGCUACGACUUUGACCUCUUUGCCAAUGAGAGUGUGCCUGACCACGUGGGCUAUGCCAAGGUGAAGAUCACCCUCAUCAACGAGAAUGACAACCGGCCCAUCUUUAGCCAGCCACUGUACAACGUCAGCCUGUAUGAGAAUGUGACUGUGGGGACCUCUGUGCUGACAGUCCUGGCAACGGACAAUGAUGUGGGCACCUUCGGCGAAGUCAGCUACUUCUUCAGCGAUGACCCUGACCGGUUCUCUCUGGACAAGGACACAGGGCUGAUUAUGCUGACUGCCAGGCUGGACUAUGAGCUCAUCCAACGCUUCACCUUGACCGUCAUCGCCCGAGAUGGGGGUGGUGAAGAGACCACCGGCCGGGUCAGAAUCAACGUGCUGGAUGUCAAUGACAACGUGCCCACCUUCCAGAAGGAUGCCUACGUGGGAGCCCUGAGAGAGAAUGAGCCUUCCGUCACACAGCUGGUGCGGCUGCGGGCCACAGAUGAAGACUCCCCUCCCAACAACCAGAUCACCUACAGCAUUGUCAAUGCCUCUGCCUUCAGCAGCUACUUCGACAUCAGCGUGUAUGAGGGCUAUGGAGUGAUCAGCGUAAGCCGCCCCCUGGAUUAUGAACAAAUACCCAAUGGACUGAUUUAUCUGACGGUCAUGGCCAAAGAUGCUGGCAACCCCCCUCUGAAUAGCACUGUCCCUGUGACCAUCGAGGUGUUUGAUGAAAAUGACAACCCUCCCACCUUCAGCAAGCCUGCCUACUUCGUCUCCGUGGUGGAGAGCAUCAUGGCAGGAGCCACAGUGCUGUUCCUGAAUGCCACAGACCUUGACCGCUCCCGGGAGUACGGCCAGGAGUCCAUCAUCUACUCCCUGGAGGGCUCCACCCAGUUUCGGAUCAACGCCCGCUCAGGUGAAAUUACCACCACCUCCCUGCUCGACCGUGAGGCCAAGUCUGAGUACAUCCUCAUUGUACGGGCAGUGGAUGGAGGAGUGGGACACAACCAGAAAACAGGCAUUGCCACAGUGAACAUCACCCUCCUGGACAUCAAUGACAACCACCCCACCUGGAAGGAUGCUCCCUACUACAUCAACCUGGUGGAAAUGACCCCUCCAGACUCUGACGUGACCACGGUGGUGGCUGUGGACCCAGACCUGGGAGAGAAUGGCACCCUGGUGUAUAGCAUCGAGCCUCCCAACAAGUUCUACAGCCUCAACAGCAGCACGGGCAAGAUCCGAACCACCCACGUCAUGCUGGACCGGGAGAACCCUGACCCCCUGGAGGCAGAGCUGAUGCGCAAGAUCAUAGUCUCUGUCACUGACUGUGGCAGGCCACCUCUGAAAGCCACCAGCAGUGCCACCGUGUUUGUGAACCUCUUGGACCUCAAUGACAACGAUCCCACUUUCCAGAACCUGCCUUUUGUGGCUGAGGUACUCGAAGGCACCCCUGCAGGGGUCUCCGUCUAUCAGGUGCUGGCUGUCGACCUGGAUGAGGGUCUGAAUGGGCUGGUAUCCUACCGCAUGCAGGUGGGCAUGCCCCGCAUGGACUUCCUCAUCAACAGCAGUAGUGGCGUGGUGGUCACCACCACUGAACUGGACCGAGAGCGCAUUGCCGAGUACCAGCUGCGGGUGGUGGCCAGCGAUGCGGGCACGCCCACCAAGAGCUCUACCAGCACACUCACCAUCCGAGUGCUGGAUGUGAAUGACGAGACGCCCACCUUCUUCCCAGCUGUGUACAAUGUCUCCGUGUCUGAGGACGUGCCCCGGGAGUUCCGGGUAGUCUGGCUGAACUGCACUGACAAUGACGUGGGUCUCAACGCUGAGCUCAGCUACUUCAUCACAGGUGGAAAUGUGGAUGGAAAGUUCAGUGUGGGCUACCGUGACGCUGUCGUGAGAACUGUGGUGGGCCUGGACCGGGAGACCACAGCCGCGUACACGCUGGUCCUGGAGGCCAUUGACAACGGCCCCGUCGGCAAGCGGCGCACCGGCACAGCCACCGUGUUUGUCACUGUCCUCGAUGUGAAUGACAACCGGCCCAUCUUCCUGCAGAGCAGCUAUGAGGCCAGCGUCCCUGAGGACAUCCCUGAGGGCCACAGCAUUGUACAGCUAAAAGCUACAGAUGCUGACGAGGGCGAGUUUGGGCGUGUGUGGUACCGAAUCCUUCAUGGUAACCAAGGCAACAACUUCCGGAUCCAUGUCAGCAACGGGCUCCUGAUGCGAGGGCCCCGGCCCCUGGACCGGGAGCGCAACUCAUCCCAUGUGCUGAUGGUGGAGGCCUACAACCAUGAUCUGGGACCCAUGCGGAGCUCCAUCAGGGUGAUAGUGUACGUGGAGGAUGUCAACGAUGAGGCCCCUGUGUUCACGCAGCAGCAGUACAGUCGCCUGGGCCUCCGGGAGACUGCUGGUGUUGGCACGUCAGUCAUCGUUGUCCGAGCCACGGACCGAGACACUGGGGAUGGUGGCCUGGUGAACUACCGCAUCCUGUCGGGCGCUGAGGGGAAGUUUGAGAUUGAUGAGAGCACAGGGCUGAUCACCACAGUGGAUUACCUGGACUACGAGGCCAAGACCAGCUACCUGAUGAACGUGUCAGCCACUGACCAGGCCCCGCCCUUUAACCAGGGCUUCUGUAGCGUCUACAUCACUCUGCUCAAUGAGCUGGAUGAGGCUGUGCAGUUCUCCAACGCGUCCUAUGAGACGGCCAUCUUAGAGAACCUGGCCCUGGGCACAGAGAUUGUGCGGGUCCAGGCCUACUCCAUCGACAACCUCAACCAGAUCACCUACCGCUUUGAUGCCUAUACCAGCGCCCAGGCCAAAGCCCUCUUCAAGAUAGAUCCUGUCACGGGUGUGAUCACAGUCAAGGGCCUGGUGGACCGGGAGAAGGGAGAUUUCUACACCUUGACAGUGGUGGCAGACGACGGUGGCCCCAAGGCAGAUUCCACUGUGAAGGUCGACAUCACUGUGCUGGAUGAAAAUGACAACAGCCCCCGCUUUGACUUCACCUCCGACUCAGCGGUCAGUGUGCCUGAGGACUGCUCCGUGGGCCAACGUGUCGCCACCGUCAAGGCCCGGGAUCCUGACGCCGGCAGCAAUGGGCAGGUGGUCUUCUCCCUGGCCUCUGGCAACAUUGCUGGGGCAUUUGAGAUCAUCACCACCAAUGACUCUGUUGGAGAAGUGUUUGUGGCCAGGCCUCUGGACAGAGAAGAGCUGGACCACUACAUCCUCAAGGUAGUGGCUUCAGACCAUGGCACCCCUCCACGAAAGAAGGAUCACAUCUUGCAGGUGACCAUUCUGGACGUCAACGACAACCCUCCAGUCAUUGAGAGCCCCUUUGGGUACAACGUCAGCGUGAAUGAGAACGUGGGUGGGGGUACAGCAGUGGUCCAGGUGAGAGCCACCGAUCGUGACAUUGGCAUCAAUAGCGUCCUGUCCUACUACAUCACCGAGGGCAACGAGGACAUGACCUUCCGCAUGGACCGCAUCAGCGGUGAGAUCAGCACUCGGCCUGCCCCUCCCGACCGUGAGCGCCAGAACUUUUACCACCUGGUGGUCACUGUGGAGGAUGAAGGCACCCCCACUCUUUCGGCCACCACCCACGUGUAUGUGACCAUCGUGGAUGAGAAUGACAACACACCCGUGUUCCAGCAGCCUCACUAUGAGAUCUUACUAGACGAGGGCCCUGACACAAUUAACAGGAGCCUCCUCACCGUCCAAGCACUAGACCUGGAUGAGGGGCCCAACGGCACAGUCACCUAUGCCAUUAUCGCUGGCAAUAUCAUCAAUACCUUCCGUAUCAGUCGACGAACGGGUGUCAUCACUGCCAUCAAGGAGCUGGACUACGAGAUCAGCCAUGGUCGCUACACCCUGAUUGUCACUGCCACAGACCAGUGCCCCAUCCUGUCCCGUCGCCUCACCUCUACCACCACGGUGCUUGUUAAUGUGAACGACAUUAAUGACAAUGUGCCCACCUUUCCUCGAGACUAUGAGGGGCUGUUUGAUGUCACCGAGGGCCAGCCAGGGCCCAGAGUGUGGACCUUCCUAGCCCAUGACCGGGACUCAGGCCCCAACGGGCAGGUGGAGUACAGCAUCGUGGAUGGAGACCCUCUGGGGGAGUUCAUCAUCUCCCCCGUGGAAGGGGUGUUGCGGGUCCGGAAGGAUGUGGAGCUGGACCGGGAGACCAUUGCAUUCUACAACCUGACCAUCUGUGCCCGAGACAGAGGGGUACCCCCUCUCAGCUCCACGAUGCUGGUGGGGAUCCGAGUGCUGGACAUCAACGACAAUGACCCGGUGCUGCUGAACCUGCCCAUGAACAUCACCAUCAGUGAGAACAGCCCUGUCUCCAGCUUUGUCACCCACAUCCUGGCUAGCGACGCUGACAGUGGCUGCAACGCACUCCUCACCUUCAAUAUCACUGCAGGCAACCGGGAGCGGGCCUUCUCCAUCAAUGCCACGACAGGGAUCGUCACUGUGAACCGGCCCCUGGACCGUGAGCGGAUCCCAGAAUACAAGCUGACCAUCUCCGUGAAGGACAACCCAGAAAACCCACGCAUAGCCAGGAAGGAUUUUGACCUCCUGCAUGUCUUCCUUGCGGACGAGAAUGACAACCACCCGCUCUUUACCGAGAGCACCUACCAAGCGGAGGUGACGGAGAACUCUCCCGCUGGGACCCCCCUCACAGUGCUCAAUGGGCCCAUCUUGGCCCUGGAUGCGGACCUGGACAUCUAUGCUGUGGUGACCUACCAGCUGCUAGGCACCCAGAGUGGCCUUUUUGAAAUCAACAACAACACUGGUGUGGUAAUGGUGCGGUCAGGUGUUGUCAUUGACCGGGAGGCCUUCUCAUCUCCCAUCCUGGAGCUGAUGCUGCUGGCUGAGGACAUUGGGCUGCUCAAUGGAACUGCUGACCUGCUUGUCACAAUCCUGGAUGACAAUGACAACCAACCUACCUUUAGCCCUGCUGCCCUCACCAUCCAUCUGCUGGAAAACUGCCCACCAGGAUUUUCGGUCCUUCAGGUGACAGCCACCGACGAGGACAGCGGCCUCAAUGGGGAACUGAUCUACCGAAUAGAAGCAGGAGCUCAGGACCGCUUCCUCAUCCACCCAGUCACUGGAGUCAUCCGUGUUGGCAAUGUCACCAUUGACAGGGAGGAGCAGGACUCCUACAGGCUCACAGUCAUAGCCACCGACCGGGGAACUGUCCCUCUCUCGGGCACAGCCAUCAUCACCAUCCUCAUCAAUGACAUCAAUGACUGCCGCCCUGAGUUCCUCAAUCCCAUCCAGACGGUGAGCGUGCUGGAAUCAGCAGAGCCUGGCACUGUCAUUGUCAACGUCACUGCCAUCGACCGGGACCUCAACCCAAAGCUGGAGUAUCACAUCAUUGGCAUCAUGGCCAAGGACGACACUGACCGCUUGGUGCCGGACCAGGAAGAUGCUUUUGCUGUGAAUAUCAACACAGGGUCUGUCAUCGUGAAAUCUCCCCUGAAUCGGGAGCUGGUUGCCACCUACGAGGUCACUCUUUCUGUGAUUGACAAUGCCAGUGACCUACCAGACCGUUCUGUCAGCGUGCCAAAUGCCAAGCUGACAGUAAAUAUCUUGGAUGUCAAUGACAAUACACCCCAGUUUAAGCCCUUUGGGAUCACCUACUACACAGAGAGGAUCCUGGAGGGAGCCACCCGCGGCACCACACUCAUUGCUGUGGCAGCCGUGGACCCCGACAAAGGCCUCAAUGGGCUGAUCACCUACACCCUGCUGGACCUGAUGCCUCCAGGCUAUGUCCAACUGGAAGACUCCUCAGCAGGGAAGGUCAUUGCCAACCGGACAGUGGACUAUGAGGAGGUGCACUGGCUCAACUUCACUGUGAGGGCCUCGGACAAUGGGUCACCACCCCGAGCCGCUGAGAUCCCUGUCUACCUGGAGAUUGUGGAUAUCAAUGACAACAACCCCAUCUUCGACCAGCCCUCCUAUCAGGAAGCUGUCUUUGAGGAUGUGCCUGUGGGCACUGUCAUUCUGACAGUUACUGCUACUGAUGCUGACUCAGGCAACUUUGCCCUUAUUGAGUACAGCCUUGGGGACGGAGAGGGCAAGUUUUCCAUCAACCCAACUACAGGUGACAUCUAUGUGCUGUCCUCUUUGGACCGGGAGAAGAAGGACCACUAUAUCCUGACUGCCUUGGCCAAAGACAACCCUGGAGAUGUAGCCAGCAACCGUCGAGAAAAUUCUGUACAGGUGGUGAUUGAGGUGCUGGAUGUCAACGACUGCCGACCUCAGUUCUCCAAGCCCCAGUUCAGCACGAGCGUGUAUGAGAAUGAGCCAGCAGGCACUUCAGUCAUCACCAUGAUGGCUACUGACCAGGAUGAGGGAUCCAACGGGGAGCUGGUGUACUCACUGGAGGGUCCUGGAGCGGAAGCCUUCCACGUGGACAUGGACUCAGGCCUGGUCACCACAAAGCGCCCGCUGCAGUCCUACGAGAGGUUCAACCUGACCGUGGUGGCCACAGAUGGUGGGCAGCCCCCACUCUGGGGAACCACCAUGCUCCUGGUAGAGGUCAUCGAUGUCAAUGACAACCGCCCUGUCUUUGUGCGCCCACCCAAUGGCACUAUCCUCCACAUCCGAGAGGAAAUCCCACUGCGGUCCAAUGUGUACGAGGUCUAUGCCACAGACAAGGACGAAGGCCUCAACGGGGCGGUGCGCUACAGCUUCCUGAAGACCGCAGGCAACAGGGACUGGGAGUCCUUCACCAUAGACGCAGUCAGCGGCCUCAUCCAGACCGCACAGCGCCUGGACCGGGAGACGCAGGCGGUGUACAGCCUCAUACUGGUGGCCAGCGACCUCGGCCAGCCGGUGCCAUACGAGACUAUGCAACCGCUGCAGGUAGCCUUGGAGGACAUCGAUGACAAUGAGCCUCUCUUCGUGAGACCUCCAAAAGGCAGCCCCCAGUACCAGCUGCUGACAGUCCCUGAACACUCACCACGUGGCACCCUUGUGGGCAAUGUGACAGGUGCAGUGGAUGCUGACGAGGGCUCCAACGCCAUCGUGUACUACUUCAUUGCAGCUGGCAAUGAAGAGAAGAACUUCCACCUGCAGCCUGAUGGGCGUCUACUGGUAUUGCGUGACCUUGACCGAGAACUAGAAUCCAUCUUCUCCUUCAUUGUCAAGGCCUCAAGCAAUCACAGCUGGACACCGCCCCAUGGACCCUCCACAGCCCUGGACUUGGUCUCUGACCUCAGCCUGCAGGAAGUGCGCGUGGUGCUAGAGGACAUCAACGACCAGCCACCCCGUUUCACCAAGGCCGAAUACACUGCAGGAGUAGCCACUGAUGCCAAGAUGGGCUCCGAGCUGAUCCAAGUGCUGGCCCUCGAUGCAGACAUUGGCAACAAUAGCCUCGUCUCCUACAGUAUCCUGGCCAUCCACUAUUUCCGGGCCCUCGCCAAUGACUCUGAAGAUGUGGGCCAGGUCUUCACCAUGGGGAGUGUGGACGGUAUCCUGCGCACCUUUGACCUGUUCAUGGCCUACAGCCCCGGCUACUUUGUGGUAGACAUUGUGGCCCGGGACCUGGCGGGCCACAACGACACGGCCAUCAUUGGCAUCUACAUCCUGAGGGACGACCAGCGCGUCAAGAUUGUCAUCAAUGAGAUUCCUGACCGCGUGCGCGGCUUCGAAGAUGAGUUCAUCCACCUGCUCUCCAACAUCACUGGGGCCAUCGUCAACACGGAUGAUGUGCAGUUCCAUGUGGACAAAAAGGGCCGAGUGAACUUUGCACAGACAGAACUGCUCAUCCACGUGGUGAAUCGCGAUACCAACCGCAUCCUGGACGUAGACCGGGUGAUCCAGAUGAUCGAUGAGAACAAGGAACAGCUGCGAAAUCUUUUCCGGAACUACAAUGUCCUGGAUGUGCAACCCGCCAUCUCUGUUCGGCUGCCAGAUGACAUGUCUGCCCUGCAGAUGGCGAUCAUUGUCUUGGCCAUCCUCCUGUUCCUGGCUGCCAUGCUCUUCAUCCUCAUGAACUGGUACUACAGGACCAUGCACAAACGGAAACUCAAAGCCAUUGUAGCCGGCUCAGCAGGGAACCGUGGCUUCAUCGACAUCAUGGACAUGCCCAACACCAAUAAGUAUUCCUUUGAUGGGGCCAACCCCGUGUGGCUGGAUCCUUUCUGUCGGAAUUUGGAGCUGGCUGCCCAGGCAGAGCAUGAGGACGACCUGCCAGAGAACCUGAGUGAGAUCGCAGACCUGUGGAACAGCCCCACCCGUACCCACGGAACUUUUGGACGUGAGCCAGCAGCCGUCAAGCCCGAUGAUGACCGGUACCUGCGUGCAGCCAUCCAGGAGUAUGACAACAUUGCCAAGCUGGGCCAGAUCAUACGAGAAGGACCCAUCAAGGGCUCGCUGCUGAAGGUGGUCCUGGAGGAUUACCUGCGGCUCAAAAAGCUCUUUGCACAGCGGAUGGUACAAAAAGCCUCCUCCUGCCAUUCCUCCAUCUCUGAGCUGAUCCAGACUGAGCUGGAGGAGGAGCCAGGGGAGCGCAGUCCAGGCCAGGGCAGCCUGCAUUUCCGCCACAAGCCACCAACAGAGCUCAAGGGGCCUGACGGGAUCCACAUGGUGCAUGGCAGUACAGGCACCCUCCUGGCCACUGACCUCAACAGCCUGCCUGAGGAUGACCAGAAGGGCCUGGGCCGCUCACUGGAGACGCUGACGGCCGCUGAGGCCAGUGCCUUUGAACGCAAUGCCCGCACAGAAUCCGCCAAAUCCACACCACUGCACAAGCUUCGAGACGUGAUCAUGGAGAGCCCCCUGGAGAUCACAGAGCUCUGACUAGACAGGGGAGCCUCACUGGUGUGAGCAGUGCCUGCCCCUUGCUCCCUUCCAGAGCAGGAAGAAUAAGGGCAGGGGCAGGACCCCUGGGGACCAGCCCCUCCUGUGGACAGGUGGUCUGGGGCCCUCAUCAGCUGCUCAGAUCCAUUCUGCCAGACACUCAUUCAGCAUCUGAUCUCUACCUUCAUAGAAUUUGUUAUUUUUUUAAGAAAACCAAACAAAAAUGUUAAGUGUCUAAGGACAAGGUAAGGAAGGCCACUGGGGGCCCAGGAGUCUGAGCUGAAAGAGGUUAAACAGGCUCUCUUCCCCUCCACACCCCGCCACCUUCCUCUAAACAGCACAGUUCAACUCCGUGGGAUGAGUUCCAGUGAUCCCUGCCUGGCCUUGAUGCCCAUCCUUUAAGUCCCACUGCAUUUCUGCUGCUGCCCUGGCUGCACGGUCAGGUGGGGCAGUGAGUGAUCCCUACCUCCCCACACGGACAGGUCAAUGUCAGCUGACAGCAUUCUCUCCAUUUCACUGGCUUCCCGAAUGUGUCCAGCUCCUAGACACACAACUGAUGUUCCCUUGGGUUUUGAAUAUGGAGUGUUUGUGUAUAUUCCUUUUUUUUUUUUUUCUUAAUUUAUUCCCUUACUCUUCCCCUUUUGGUUUUGUUCAACUGGUACUCACUAAAUGUUUCUGGAAUGGUCUGAAUUUUAAAAAGAAAAGCUACUUACAAGGAA